CACUUCUUCCUCUCUCGUAUACUCACCAAGUCAUAUUUUUUCUUUCGAUGGAAAUAUACCUUGGUGUGUUUAAGGGGGUGGAAGCAUUCCAAAAAAUGUGGCUUUCGCAGAUGAUUUUGGAAGGUCAAUAAAGCAAAGUCGCAGCAGGGGAGAGACGUUCAGUAAUAACGGAGCAAAUUAUUCGUUUUUAAUGCUCUUGAUGACCAUUUUGGUCAUUACUUUUAUAGCUUGAAAGUACACGGUGGACGCCUUUAUUGCAUUUAGAGGCAUUUAAAAAGCGCUAAUAGUACAAACAAAAAUUAGGUGAGCUGCAAAAGGAGCUAUGUGUUAAACAUUGUUUGGACAAAGGUGAAAAUGUGAUUUUGUGUCAAAAUGUGAGUGUGCAUAUUUUGUUAAAAUGUUAUGUUGCGUAAUGGCCUAAAAAUGACACUAUAUUUAAUUUUUUUUUUUUUUUUUUUUGCUGUUCGUCCUCAUGUAUUUCUCCAUAGACGUCAGACGUACAGGAUUCACUGAGGAAGUCUUAAUAGCACUUUUGGGGUAUGUUGAAUGUGUGAGCGUGUGCGUGUGCGCGCGCGGGUGUUGGGGGCGUUCUCGCCUGACAUCCUCAAACAAUACGAGAAAGAGGAGCGCACGAAUCCGCGCGCCCUAAGCUUGGGGUCCUUCCUCGUAAUAGUGAGAGUCAUCCAUUCUUAAAAACACACUUUUUUCGGGUGGGGGUCUCUUCUCAGAGUGGCGCGCGGUCGGGAGGAUAAAGAUGUAAAUAAAAGUGGCACGGCUGAGUGAGGCAGCAGCAGCAGCAGACUUUUUGGAUCAAUCAGGCAGUCAGUGGCUUCUUUUGAUUAAAGCCCAAAUUGUCAUUGGGCAGAGGUAAUCAUGUGACAGGCAACUCGGUCCAAUUUCAACCUUGUCUCCAUGAAUUCAAUAGUUUCAUAGUAGCUCGGUCUCCACACGGCCGUAAUCACAGAAAUAGGAAGAAGAAGCCAUCACAUGGAGAUUUUUUGAAUGAUUUUCGUCUUCGCUUGGCCGUUGGGUUCGUCGACAAUAACGCGUGCAAACUUUCCUGGGCUCGCAGGGAGAGGAGAUGAAUUACGAAUUCGAGCGAGAGAGCGGAUUUAUCAAUAGUCAGCCGUCGCUUGCUGAGUGCCUGACAUCUUUCCCCCCUGUCGCUGAUUCAUUUCAAAGUUCAUCAAUCAAGAGCUCGACACUGAUUCCUCCUCCCUUCGAGCAGACCAUCCCCAGCCUCAACCCGGGCAGCCAUCCGCGCCACGGCCGCCCGAGACACAGCCCCGACGGAUGCAGCCCGCUGCCCACCGCCUCACUGCCUCCGGAGUACCCGUGGAUGCGGGAGAAGAAAGCCUCCAAGCGGAACCACCUGCCCACGUCCUCCGCAACCACUUUAUCUACUAAUGGGCCCGUUUGCUUCUCCCCAAAAGGCUCGCCUGAGGUCGCGGAAGGCGGAGGGAUAAGCGGCGGCUCGCGCCGGCUGAGGACAGCCUACACUAACACGCAGUUGCUGGAGCUGGAGAAGGAAUUCCACUUCAACAAGUAUUUGUGCCGACCCAGGAGGGUGGAGAUCGCGGCCCUGCUCGAUCUGACCGAGCGGCAGGUCAAAGUGUGGUUCCAGAACCGGCGAAUGAAACACAAGCGGCAGACGCAGAGCAAGGAGAACCACAACGGGGACGCGGGCAAGGGUCCCGGCGGCGGGGAGGACGGAAUGCACAGCGACGAUGACGACGAGGGUCCCCCGUACGAGCAAAGCGGGGCCCUGUUGGAGAGAGACACUUUCUCCUUUCACAACAACAAUCUGGAAUCCGCGCAGCAGGUCCACAAUAGCAGCUCGGUGAGCUUUGCUGCUGCACCGCUGAACAGCAAUGAGAAAAAUCUGAAACAUUUUCCCAACCCGUCACCCACUGUUCCGGGCUGCGUGUCAACAAUGGGCCCAGGCUCGGCAUCCGUGCCGGACAAUGGCGACAGUCCCCCAGCUUUGGAUGUUUCUAUACACGACUUCCAAGCUUUCUCGUCGGAUUCCUGCUUGCAACUCUCCGACGCUGCCUCGCCGAGCUUGUCUGAAUCGCUGGACAGUCCCGUGGACAUUGCUGCAGAUACUUUCUAUUUUUUCUCGGAAUCUCUAACAACAAUCGACCUGCAAAAUCUCAAUUAUUAACACAAAUCAAUCAUGACUACUUUUUAUUUUCGGGCUUAACUCACGUCUUUGUAUAUUCGGCGCGCAUUUUAUGGGACGGUAAGGAUGAACGUAAAUCACGGAUGAGGACUGUAACGACCAUAAAAAAAUUCUUUUUUUUUUUUUUUUUUUUUUUUUUUCGGACGAAAACUGUUAUGGAUGUGUGUGAAAUUUCAACAAUAUCCGGCCUAUAUGGAAACUGGUCAUUUUUAUUUUUGUAUAGCUUCCAAUGUCUUGACUAUUUUUGUUAGAAUACAAUUAACUUGCUACAAUCUUU
This is a messenger RNA of Syngnathus typhle (broad-nosed pipefish), 2459 nucleotides long. RefSeq names its product homeobox protein Hox-A2a-like. Gene Ontology annotation, molecular function: DNA-binding transcription factor activity, RNA polymerase II-specific; DNA binding. Lineage: Eukaryota; Metazoa; Chordata; Actinopteri; Syngnathiformes; Syngnathidae. The coding region runs from base 1082 to 2164 and encodes 360 amino acids. The transcript is spliced from 2 exons. Gene Ontology annotation, biological process: regulation of DNA-templated transcription. The record is from RefSeq and is a predicted model, not a curated record.